AUGCUACCGUUACGAUCUCCACUGUUUCUUUACGUCAUUCUGUUGUUCCUGACGCGAUUACGCCAGCCAAGCGAUUCCUCCGCAGCUCACGCGAAACCGCAACACAAGUUUACGCCUCCUCCUCACUCGGAGGAUGAUGACUGCACGAAGGAAGACGGAACCAGGUGUCUGAACGGUGUCUGCUUGAAUUCCGUUUGUCAUUGCAACGAUGGUUUUGGUGGUUGUAAUUGUCAGGUACCAGACGAGAACGAGUGCAAGUACCGACCCUGUGAUAUAUUCGCGCAUUGCACGAAUACUCUUGGUAGUUUUCAAUGUUCCUGUUUCCCUGGCUAUCAAGGCGACGGUUUCUACUGCGAAGACAUCAACGAGUGCGACAACCCGGCUUUCGCCUCGAGAUGCGUGGAGAACGCAGAAUGCUGUAAUCUUCCCUCGAAUUUCCUAUGCAAGUGUAAAUCCGGUUAUAUCGGCGACGGGGAGGUGCACUGCGAGGAUGUAAACGAGUGUGCGAUACCUGGUGCAUGCGGUGACAACACCGUUUGUCAUAACAUCCCUGGAAAUUACACCUGUGCUUGUCAAGAUGGCUUCACGGGAGACCCGUACGAAAGUUGUAUCGAUAUCAACGAAUGCGAAUACGAGGGUGCUUGCGGAAGGGGUGCUUUGUGCGUGAAUUUACCUGGUGCUCACAACUGA
Molecule: messenger RNA, 690 nt
Organism: Osmia bicornis bicornis
Lineage: Eukaryota; Metazoa; Arthropoda; Insecta; Hymenoptera; Megachilidae
Product: fibrillin-1-like
Exons: 6
Coding region: 1-690 (229 amino acids)
Molecular function (GO): calcium ion binding
Source: RefSeq, a predicted model, not a curated record